Messenger RNA from Onychostruthus taczanowskii (white-rumped snowfinch), 1437 nucleotides. It is a transcript of the gene GPATCH4, whose product is annotated as G-patch domain containing 4. The record is from RefSeq and is a predicted model, not a curated record. The coding region runs from base 183 to 1286 and encodes 367 amino acids. Gene Ontology annotation, cellular component: nucleolus. Gene Ontology annotation, molecular function: nucleic acid binding. NCBI's taxonomy places the organism in Eukaryota, Metazoa, Chordata, Aves, Passeriformes, Passeridae. The transcript has 7 exons. Gene Ontology annotation, biological process: regulation of ribosome biogenesis.
CCGGCCUCGUGCGCCGGUGUCGGGACACACCGGGACAUACCGGAACUGCCCCCGGGACACACCGGGACAUACCGGGACUGCCCCCGGGACACACCAGGACGUGCCGGGACGCACCGGGACUGCCCCCGGGACACAGCAGGACUGCCCCCGGACCCUCCGGGCUCCGCCGGAGCCGCCGGGCCAUGAGCGCCCCGGAGCCGCGGGGCCGCGGGAUGCUGUUCGCCGAGAGCCAGCUGAGGCGGCACGGCUGGCGCCGAGGGCAGGGGCUGGGCAGGCGGGAGGACGGCAUCGCCGAGGCCAUCCGGGUGAAGGUGAAGUGCGACACGGCGGGGGUGGGACACGACGCGGCGGAGCCCUUCACCUUCCACUGGUGGGACCACGUCUUCAACAAGGCGGCCGCCAACAUCGCUGUGGAGGCCGGGCAGGAUGGCAUCUCUGUGAAGGCACUUUCUGAGCAGGCAGGCAGCAUCAGCAACAAGAAGCCACGCAAGGCUGGCAGCAGCGGGAGCCUGCUGUACGGCCGCUUUGUGAAGUCAGCCACGCUCACAGCCUGUGGGGAGGAGGCUGUGGCACUGCCCGCCAGCUCCGAGAGCAGUCAGGAGGAGGAGGAGGAGAAGCUGGACCUCUCUUCGGUCAGGAGGCUGACGGACGAGGAGCUGGUGCAGGCGUGCGGGGGCCGCACAGCACACAAGGGUGCCCGUCACGGCCUGACCAUGAGUGCCAAGCUGGCACGCCUGGAGGAGCAGGAACGAGCCUUCCUGGCCGCAUACCGGCAACGGGAGCAGCAGCAGGAGCCCCCGGAGAGCAGCCAGGGCAAAAAGAAGAAAAGGAAACAGUCCAGGGAUGGAGCUGAGGUGCCACAGAGCAAGGAACCCAACACAGAACAGGAGGAGGUGUUGGAAGAAGAAAAGGUUGUGAAGAAGAAGAAAAAGAAGCAGGGGCCAAGCAGAGAAGAGGAGCUGACAGGAGAGGAAGAGGUCGUGAGGAAGAAGAAAAAGAAGAAGGUGAUCACAGAGCUAUGUGGAGAAGAGGUAUCAGGAGAGGAGGGGAAGGUCAUGAAGAGGAGGAAGAAACCAGAGCAAAGCACAGAAGAGGAGGUGGUGGAAGAGGAUGGGAAGGCUGCAAAGAGGAGAAAGAAGAAAAAGAAGAAGAAGCAGGAAGAGGAGGACAAAGAAGAGCCAGCUGAAACAGACAUACCUCUGCAAGAGACAGAUGAGCCAAACUUGGGACACAGCCCUACAAAGAAGAGGAAGAAGAAGAAGAAGAGGAAGAAGGAGCCAGAAUGAGCAAGUGACAUGGCUGCCAUACUGUGCACCUGCCAGUCCCACCUGGCUGUAAGGGUCCUGGUGCUGUGGGGUGCUCUGAGAUUGUUCCAGAUGGAGCCCAGCACUGUGGCCCAGCUGCCUGGGGAUGCUGGGCUAGGACAAGUUGGUCUGG